AUGUUUCAACCAACUGCACCCGUCUCAGCAUACCUGGCCCCGAAAGUUCCUCCUCUGCCCAACUCUCCUUCGCUCGCCCAGACCAUCGGCAUGGAUGAAUCCAGUGGUGCCGUGGCCAGCGACGACCUCAUCUCUGCUUAUCACCUGCCUCGACCUCUCCCCCUCUGGCUCAAUGCCCAGUAUGCCAAGCACAUCGUCAAGGGAAAUUUCAUGACCCUCAGCGCUCGACCCAAGACUGUUGAGCAGGGUGAAUGGAUUGCGCACCAGGUUGUUGAGCAUUAUCGCAACCUCUGGAAUUUUGUCCGGGUGCUUCAUGAAAAGGAAGAUGAUGGAAGCUCCAUCUGCAACUCGACUUCCUGCCCACGCAUGUCGGCUGGAGCGAACCACUCCUUCACUUGGCUCAACAGAAAUAGGGAGCCCGUCGAGCUUCCAGCCUCUGAGUACAUGACACUGAUGCAGCGAUGGAUCUCGGGCAAGAUUGACGACACCAACAUCUUCCCGACCGACCCCUCUGGAGUCUCGUACUCACACAAUUCCGCCAUCACCACCACACCUCUCUCCCAGCUGACCAACCCCGGUGAGCCCGAAUGGAUCGGCAAGCGAUCGGGCUUCCCUGACAAGUUUGUCGACAUUUGCCAGAUGAUCUUCCGACAGAUGUUCCGCGUCUACGCCCAUCUGUACUGGGCUCACUUUACCGAGCCCUUUUACCACCUCAACCUUGAGAAGCAGCUCAACAGUUGCUUCUCUCACUUUGUGCUGACGGCUACUGCCCUGGACAUGUUGAAGCCUGCUGAGCUUGAGCCCAUGCAACCUCUGAUCGAUCUCUGGGCGGCCAACGGAACCUUCCCACCGGAGUCCAAGGCUUACGAGUAUGCCAAUCUCCGGGCGGGCGAGCGUCUUCUGCAGCUGUCCGGCGUGAGCCAAUAAACCAGGGCGCACGUUGUCAUAGCCGUAGCGGUGGGGUCGUACGGGAAGCGGGAGGAAGCAGAGCAUCCGUCAAACGGAUCAGGGAAGAUGUGUACAAUCUUGGAGCCAUGUAUCGAGACUGGCAUUUGGAGGAUCAGAAGUGAAAGAAGGAAGGGCAAAGCAUAUUUCUGCAGGAACAGAGAGCUGCGGAUUGGAGUUUCGGGGCCUCGACAAGCUUGAGCUUCGUAUAGGAGUUUGGCAGUAGAAGGCGAGAUGGAAGAUGGAGGAAACACGCAAACCGGCCGGCGGCUUUGCGUCUUUUUUGUAUCAUCAGCACUUCGAGGCUUGCUUCGAUCA
This is a messenger RNA of Fusarium vanettenii 77-13-4, 1263 nucleotides long. RefSeq lists its product as uncharacterized. Gene Ontology annotation, cellular component: nucleus; cytoplasm. The transcript is spliced from 4 exons. The record is from RefSeq and is a predicted model, not a curated record. Lineage: Eukaryota; Fungi; Ascomycota; Sordariomycetes; Hypocreales; Nectriaceae. The coding region runs from base 1 to 927 and encodes 308 amino acids. Gene Ontology annotation, biological process: signal transduction; positive regulation of protein phosphorylation; cell division. Gene Ontology annotation, molecular function: protein kinase activator activity.